Messenger RNA from Pararge aegeria (speckled wood butterfly), 6879 nucleotides. RefSeq names its product myosin-VIIa (gene ck). The transcript has 13 exons. The record is from RefSeq and is a predicted model, not a curated record. Bases 1 to 6510 code for a protein of 2169 amino acids. Gene Ontology annotation, cellular component: cytoskeleton; myosin complex. Gene Ontology annotation, molecular function: ATP binding; cytoskeletal motor activity; protein binding. Lineage: Eukaryota; Metazoa; Arthropoda; Insecta; Lepidoptera; Nymphalidae.
AUGACUUUCGAAUUAGAAACCAUUUUCGAGGGUGAUUACAUAUGGAUCGAGCCGGUGUCCGGGCGCGAGUUCGACGUGGCCAUAGGCGCGCGCGUUCUCGCAGCCGAGGGUCGGCGGAUACGCGUGCGAGAUGACGACGGCCAGGAGCAGUGGCUGCCGCCGGAGCGCCGCAUCAAAGCCAUGCACGCCACCUCUGUGCACGGCGUGGAGGAUAUGAUCUCCCUCGGCGACCUGCAUGAGGCCGGUAUCCUAAGGAACCUGCUCAUUCGGUACAAUGAGAACCUCAUCUACACUUAUACGGGUUCAAUAUUGGUAGCGGUGAAUCCAUACCAAAUAUUACCAAUUUACACUGCGGACCAAAUUAAGUUAUACAAAGAAAGAAAAAUUGGCGAACUGCCGCCACAUAUAUUCGCAAUUGGCGAUAAUGCGUAUGCGCACAUGCGACGGUAUGGCCAAGAUCAAUGCAUUGUAAUCAGUGGAGAAUCCGGCGCAGGCAAGACUGAAUCCACAAAAUUAAUUCUGCAGUAUCUGGCAGCGAUAAGUGGGAAACACUCUUGGAUUGAGCAACAGAUCCUGGAAGCCAAUCCCAUUUUGGAAGCCUUUGGUAACGCAAAAACCGUGCGGAACGACAACUCUUCGCGUUUCGGAAAAUAUAUCGAUAUUCAUUUCAAUAGCAAUGGUGUUAUAGAGGGUGCUAAAAUAGAACAAUAUUUACUAGAGAAAUCAAGAAUCGUCUUCCAAGGAACAGAUGAAAGGAAUUAUCAUGUAUUCUAUUGUCUAUUGGCUGGUUUAUCUAGAGACGAGAAGAAGAAGUUGGAUUUAGGGGAGCCUUCGGAAUACCGGUAUUUAUCAGGAGGCAACAGCUUCACAUGUGAAGGCAGAGAUGAUGCAGCUGAGUUUGCAGACAUCCGAUCUGCGAUGAAAGUUUUGCUGUUCACCGAAUCUGAGAUAUGGGAAAUAUUAAAAUUGUUGGCUGCAGUGUUACACUGUGGAAACAUCAAAUACGAGGCAACUGUCGUAGACAAUUUGGAUGCAACUGAAAUCAUAGAACAGGCUAACGUUAAAAGAGUGGCGAGUUUAUUAGGUGUACCAACUCAAACUUUAAUUCAAGCUUUGACACGAAAAACAUUGUUUGCCCACGGAGAAACCGUUGUGUCAACACUAAGUAGAGACCAAUCUGUUGAUAUUAGAGAUGCUUUCGUUAAAGGAAUUUACGGUCGUCUAUUCGUAACUAUUGUCAGGAAAAUAAACGCAGCUAUUUAUAAACCUAAAGCUACUAUGCGGACAGCGAUAGGAGUUCUAGAUAUAUUCGGGUUUGAAAACUUUGACCAAAACAGUUUCGAACAGUUUUGUAUAAAUUUCGCUAACGAAAACCUGCAGCAAUUUUUCGUUAGGCAUAUAUUUAAACUAGAACAAGAGGAAUACAAUCACGAGGGCAUAAAUUGGCAACAUAUAGAAUUCGUUGAUAAUCAAGAUGCUUUAGAUUUAAUCGCUCUGAAACAGUUAAACAUAAUGGCAUUAAUAGAUGAGGAAUCAAAAUUCCCGAAAGGCACAGAUCAAACUAUGUUAGCUAAGUUACAUAAAACUCACGGUCUACACAGAAAUUACCUCAAACCGAAGUCAGAUAUUAAUACUAGCUUUGGCUUAAAUCAUUUCGCCGGUAUAGUAUUUUACGACACCCGAGGAUUCCUUGAAAAAAAUCGAGACACAUUCAGCGCUGACUUGUUACAGUUAAUUCAUAUUUCAACAAAUAAGUUUUUACAACAAAUAUUCCAAGAAGACAUAAUUAUGGGAUCUGAAACAAGAAAACGGACGCCUACGCUAUCAACCCAGUUCAAGAAAUCUUUAGAUUUGUUAAUGAGAACCCUAGGAUCCUGUCAACCAUUUUUCAUUCGCUGUAUAAAGCCAAACGAAUUUAAGAAACCCAUGAUGUUCGAUCGCGGUCUAUGUUGUCGACAACUUAGGUAUUCUGGAAUGAUGGAAACCAUUAGAAUAAGGCGAGCUGGAUAUCCAAUUAGGCACAGUUUUAAGGAAUUCGUAGAACGAUACAGAUUUUUGAUAUCAGGAGUUCCCCCAGCUCAUAAAACAGACUGCCGGGCUGCAACAGCGAAGAUUUGUGCUACUGUACUAGGUAAAUCUGACUAUCAAUUGGGUCACACUAAAGUAUUUCUAAAGGAUGCGCACGAUUUAUUCCUUGAGCAAGAAAGAGACAGAGUACUGACAAGAAAAAUUUUAAUAUUACAAAGAUCUAUUCGCGGAUGGGUGUAUAGAAGAAGAUUUUUGAAACAAAGGGCAGCUGCCGUUUUGAUUCAGCGCCAUUGGCGAGGAAAGCUGCAAAGAAUUCGGUAUAACAAGAUGAAGGUGGGAUACGCUAGAUUGCAGGCUUUGAUUCGUGCUAGGGUAUUGGCUCAUCGAUUCCGACAUUUACGUGGACACAUUGUUUCGUUGCAAGCCGCAGCUCGUGGGUAUCUCGUUCGACGCUCCUACGGUCACAAGAUGUGGGCAAUCGUCAAAAUCCAGAGCCACGUUCGCUGCCUUAUCGCUAUGCGGCGGUAUCGAAGACUGAAGCAGGAAGCUAUUGCUCAUAAUGAGGCGUUGCGCCUGCGCAGGCAGGAAGAGCAGCGAUUACAGCACCAGGGUAACACGCGAGCGAAGGAGAUAGCAGAACACAACUACAGGGAACGCAUGUAUGAAUUGGAGCGACGUGACGCUGAGUUGGCUCUAGAAGAAAAGCGGCAAUUAGAAGCAAAGAGGACUUUGUUACAAGAAGCAGCCCGAAAGCAGGACGAACCAGUAGAUGACAGUAAACUAGUGGAGGCGAUGUUUGAUUUCCUGCCUGACUCCAGUAGUGAAGCACCGGCGCCUAAGGACACAUCUAUAUUUAGUGAUUUGCCACAAUUGCGAGCUGAUCAACAAGAGAUGGUAACGCCUAUGCAAACAACGUCAGAAGAUGAAGAGGAUCUCUCGGAAUUCAAAUUCCAAAAAUUUGCGGCAACGUAUUUCCAAGGCAAUGUCACACACCAAUAUUCUAAAAAACCACUUAAACAUCCACUGUUGCCGCUUCACACACAGGGAGAUCAAUUAGCUGCCCAAGCAUUAUGGAUUACUAUUUUACGAUUUACUGGAGACCUACCAGAGCCAAGAUACCACACAAUGGACAGAGAUAAUACCUCAGUGAUGUCUAAAGUAACUGCAACACUUGGCAGAAACUUUAUAAGGUCUAAAGAAUUCCAAGAAGCGCAAAUGAUGGGUGUUGACCCUGAGGCUUACCUCAACAAACAAAAGCCAAGAUCGAUUAGGCACAAGUUAGUUUCCUUAACACUGAAGAGGAAAAACAAACUAGGAGAAGACGUCAGGCGAAAAUUACAGGACGAAGAAUAUACAGCUGACAGUUACCAAUCAUGGCUGGAAUCCAGGCCGACGUCCAAUUUAGAGAAACUACAUUUUAUAAUUGGACACGGUAUUUUACGUGCUGAGUUGAGAGACGAAAUAUAUUGCCAAAUAUGUAAACAAUUAACAAAUAACCCAUCUAAAUCAUCACACGCUCGUGGAUGGAUUUUGCUAUCAUUAUGUGUUGGAUGUUUCGCUCCAAGUGAAAAAUUCGUAAAUUACCUCAGAGCGUUUAUAAGAGAAGGUCCUCCUGGUUAUGCUCCAUAUUGUGAAGAUCGCCUUAAGAGAACGUUUAACAAUGGAACAAGAAACCAACCUCCAUCCUGGUUAGAGCUUCAGGCUACAAAAUCUAAAAAACCUAUAAUGUUACCCAUUACUUUUAUGGACGGUAACACGAAAACACUGUUAGCCGAUUCAGCGACUACUGCAAGAGAGUUGUGUAAUCAAUUAUCAGAUAAAAUUGCAUUACGUGAUCAAUUUGGAUUUUCCUUAUACAUAGCACUAUUUGAUAAAGUCAGUUCACUGGGUAGUGGAGGCGAUCAUGUAAUGGAUGCAAUAUCACAAUGUGAACAAUAUGCCAAAGAACAAGGAGCACAAGAACGAAACGCUCCUUGGAGAUUAUUCUUCAGAAAAGAAAUAUUUGCUCCGUGGCAUGAUCCCACAGAAGAUCAGGUGGCAACAAAUCUAAUUUAUCAACAAGUAGUCAGAGGUGUAAAGUUUGGAGAAUACAGAUGCGAUAAAGAAGAAGACUUAGCAAUGAUUGCCGCUCAGCAGUAUUACAUAGAAUAUGGACAAGAUAUGAAUACAGAACGCCUUUAUACUUUAUUACCAAAUUACAUACCCGAUUACUGUCUUACAGGGGUAGAAAAAGCCGUUGAUCGGUGGGGCGCACUUGUAGUACAAGCAUAUAAAAAAAGUUACUAUGUCAAAGAAAAAGUUCCUGCAUAUAGAGUUAAAGAAGACGUUGUUAGUUAUGCAAAAUUCAAAUGGCCUUUACUUUUCUCUAGAUUUUACGAGGCCUAUAGAAACUCAGGGCCAAAUUUGCCUAAGAAUGAUGUUAUAAUAGCAGUCAACUGGACUGGUGUUUAUGUUGUUGAUGAUCAGGAGCAAGUUUUACUGGAAUUAUCUUUUCCAGAAAUAACAACAGUUGCAAGUCAGAAAACUAAUAAAGUUUUUACACAAACGUUUAGCUUGUCUACGGUUCGUGGAGAAGAGUUUACAUUCCAAAGUCCAAAUGCUGAGGACAUUCGUGAUUUAGUUGUAUAUUUCUUAGAAGGUCUUAAGAAAAGGUCAAAAUACGUUAUCGCUUUACAAGAUUACAAAGCACCAGGUGAAGGUUCUAGUUUUUUAACUUUCCAAAAAGGAGAUCUGAUAAUUUUAGAAGAAGAAAGUACCGGAGAAUCGGUGCUAAACAAUGGAUGGUGCAUUGGUCGUUGUGAAAGGACUAUGGAAAGAGGAGAUUUUCCUGCAGAAACUGUAUACGUUUUACCUGCUCUUACAAAACCACCUCCAGAUAUAUUGACUUUGUUCUGCCAAGAGGGUGCACAACAUGGCCGUCGUGCACCUACUAGCACUUUUAAUGGGACGGAAACCAGGGAUAAACCUCAUACUUUAUUAGAAUAUGCUAUGGAUCACUUUAGGUUGCCACCUAAGAGAACAACAUCUAAAGGCCUGACAUUGUCGACAGCGAAACGAGGUGCUGAAGAGUUAUGGCGACACUCAAGAGAGCCCAUAAAGCAACCAUUACUUAAGAAAUUGCAGGCUAAAGAAGAGCUAGCAGAAGAAGCUUGCUUUGCUUUCGCAGCUAUUGUCAAGUAUAUGGGAGAUCUCCCUUCUAAACGUCCUCGGAUAGGUAAUGAAUAUACAGAUCAUAUUUUUGAUGGCCCUCUUAAACAUGAAAUUUUAAGAGACGAAAUUUAUUGCCAAAUAAUGAAACAAUUGACAGAUAAUAGAAAUAGGAUGUCAGAAGAAAGAGGUUGGGAACUAAUGUGGCUGGCUACUGGUUUGUUUGCAUGCAGCCAGGGUUUACUUAGAGAAUUAACAUUAUUCCUUAGGACGAGAAGAUAUCCAAUAGCUCAAGAUUCUUUGCAAAGACUGCAGAAAACUUUACGAAAUGGCCAAAGAAAGUAUCCUCCUCAUCAAGUAGAGGUAGAAGCAAUCCAACACAAAACAACCCAAAUAUUUCAUAAGGUUUACUUUCCUGAUGAUACCGAUGAAGCAUUUGAAGUUGAUUCAUCUACGAGAGCAAAAGACUUUUGUCAAAAUAUUGCGCAGAGACUGAAUCUCAGAUCUAGUGAAGGUUUUAGUUUAUUUGUUAAGAUAGCUGAUAAGGUUAUUUCGGUACCAGAAGGCGAUUUCUUCUUCGACUUCGUACGACACCUCACAGAUUGGAUUAAGAAAGCGCGGCCUACAAGAGAUGGAAUCACACCGCAAUUUACUUAUCAGGUCUUCUUCAUGAAAAAAUUGUGGACGAAUACGGUGCCGGGAAAAGAUCGGGCCGCGGACGUGAUAUUCCAUUUCCAUCAGGAGUUGCCAAAGCUUUUACGUGGUUACCAUCGCUGUGGGCGUGAAGAAGCCGCUCGAUUGGCUGCCCUAGCUUAUAGGGCGCGCUUCGGUGAUAACAAGCAGGAACUACAAGCUAUUCCACAAAUGCUUCGUGAACUAGUCCCCGCAGACCUAAUAAAGCUGCAGAGUUCCGCCGACUGGAAGAGAGCGAUAGUGGCAUCGUACAAUCAGGAUGCCGGGAUGACCCCCGAGGAUGGCAAGAUAACCUUCCUCAAGGUCAUUUACCGGUGGCCAACGUUCGGCUCAGCCUUCUUUGAAGUGAAGCAAACAACAGAGCCUAACUAUCCAGAGUUGCUACUUAUCGCCAUCAAUAAGCACGGCGUUAGCUUAAUUCACCCUCAGUCAAAGGAUAUUCUGGUCACGCAUCCGUUCACAAGGAUAUCAAAUUGGUCAUCUGGCAACACAUACUUCCACAUGACGAUAGGAAAUCUAGUGCGCGGCUCCAAGCUGCUAUGUGAAACAUCGCUCGGUUACAAAAUGGACGAUUUGCUCACUUCCUACAUUUCCCUUAUGCUCACCAACAUGAAUAAGCAAAGAUCAAUGCGGGUGAAAUAAUUAUACAUAAUAUAUAUAUAUAAUAUCGAUAGUGUCAUGUUAUUGCAUGAAAAAUGUAACCAUAGGCCCUCAUUCGCUAUGACAUAAAAAUCAUAACUAACGCAUAACUGUUAUUUGUGACUCAAACAACAUUUAUUGUAUUAAGACGUAUCAUGUCAUAUGACGUUACAGUAUACAGGCAUGUCAAAGAAUCAGGGCCCUGGACUGCCUUUGUCUAAAUUACGUUUUAAGGAUUUAGGGACUUUUUUAUUGCAUAGUGAUAGUUGGGCUCGCUUUUUGGCGAUGUAUUUAAUAUAAUAUGGAUGCUUGAAUAAAAUAAUGUAUGUGUUCGCAUUGUGUAAAUGUGUGAAUAUUAAAACUUAUUUAAUA